AUGACCCCAGAGGAGGAGCGGGAACAGGAUGAGUGGGAGGGUGUUCUAAAUUAUCCAUUAGCCCAGGCCCGCCGGUGGCCCGUGCAUAAAUGUAUAGAGAAAAUAGGUGGGGGCAAAGGGAGAGAGAGAAGAGGCCAGGGUAUAAAAAGGGCCCACAAGGGACCAAUUCCAGGACCCCAGGACCCAGCUCCCCAGACAGCUCAGGGUCCUGUGGACAGCUCACCAGCUGUGAUGGCUGCAGGCCCUCGGACCUCCAUGCUCCUGGCUUUCGCCCUGCUCUGGCUGCCCUGGACUCAGGAGGUGGGCGCCUUCCCAGCCAUGCCCUUGUCCAGCCUGUUUGCCAACGCUGUGCUCCGGGCCCAGCACCUGCACCAACUGGCGGCUGACACCUACAAAGAGUUUGAGCGCGCCUACAUCCCGGAGGGGCAGAGAUACUCCAUCCAGAACACCCAGGCUGCCUUCUGCUUCUCGGAGACCAUCCCGGCCCCCACAGGCAAGGACGAGGCCCAGCAGAGAUCGGACGUGGAGCUGCUCCGCUUCUCGCUGCUGCUCAUCCAGUCGUGGCUCGGGCCCGUGCAAUUCCUCAGCAGGGUCUUCACCAACAGCCUGGUGUUUGGCACCUCGGACCGCGUCUAUGAGAAGCUGAAGGACCUGGAGGAGGGCAUCCAGGCCCUGAUGCGGGAGCUGGAAGAUGGCAGCCCCCGGGCUGGGCAGAUCCUCAAGCAGACCUACGACAAAUUUGACACAAACAUGCGCAGUGAUGACGCGCUGCUCAAGAACUACGGGCUGCUCUCCUGCUUCAAGAAGGACCUGCACAAGGCUGAGACGUACCUGCGGGUCAUGAAGUGUCGCCGCUUCGUGGAGAGCAGCUGUGCCUUCUAG
Molecule: messenger RNA, 882 nt
Organism: Mesoplodon densirostris (Blainville's beaked whale)
Lineage: Eukaryota; Metazoa; Chordata; Mammalia; Artiodactyla; Ziphiidae
Product: somatotropin
Exons: 5
Coding region: 1-882 (293 amino acids)
Biological process (GO): animal organ development; positive regulation of receptor signaling pathway via JAK-STAT; positive regulation of tyrosine phosphorylation of STAT protein
Cellular component (GO): extracellular region
Molecular function (GO): hormone activity; growth hormone receptor binding
Source: RefSeq, a predicted model, not a curated record